CCCGCACUGCCCCCGAUCUGGGGGCGUAGCCAGGCCAAGCGGGGCAGUCCGGAAGCGGAAGGGAAGGGGCCUGAUGGUAGGCGGAGACCGGAAGUGUGGUGUCGCUAUGGCGGAGCUCUACGUGAAGCCGGGGAACGCGGCGCGUGGCUGGAACGACCCUCCGCAGCUCUCGUACGCGCUGCAGGCCCGGGGCGGCCGCCGGGGCCCGCUCACCCGCAGGGCGCAUGCGCCGCCGCCCGCCGCCGCCCCAGCUCCGGAGGACGCCGCUCCCCCGGCCUCGAGUCCAAAGCCCGUGGGGCCCCCGCCGCUGGGGCCGGCGAGCCCGGCGCUGCGGGAGGGUGCCGUGAGCCGAGUCACCAGCGGAGCUGCGGAGGAGCACGACGGCAGCAGUCCGAGUGCGGAGGACGUGAUGGCCCCUCUAAUGGAGGCUCUGGGCACCUGCCGGGCCUGUGUGCGGAAACAGGUUUGUGAUGACAUCAGCAGACGCCUUGCUGUGCUUCAGGACAUGUGGGCCCAGGGGAAGCUGUCUGCCCCUGUGAAGAAGAGAAUGGCCAUCCUGGUGCAAGAGCUACAGAAGAAGAACUGGGACUCCGCAGAUGAAAUCCAUCGCUCGCUUAUGGUGGACCAUGUCAAUGAAGUCAGUCAGUGGAUGGUGGGAGUUAAACGCUUAAUUGCCGAGACAAGGGACUUGCUCCCUGGAGUUGUGGCUGCAGAUACUGAAGAAAUUGCUGGAGCUCAGCCAAGUGGAGAAGCUUAGUGAGAUGGGCAAAGCCAUGGGGACUUGAGCUGCACCUGGGCAAACUACACUCUGAGGUAUUGGGAACAUUAUACAGCACUAGUGGAAGAAGGAUGGGACUCCUCCAUCUCCCUCUGCUGCUCCAAGGACCUGAUCCAAGACAUAUUCUCCAAGGGGAGCUUUUUAAUUACCAGUUCAUCUUGUGACAAUGUGCUGCACACUAUUUAAUAAUAGUAAUAAAAAAUAUCAUUCCUCUA
This is a messenger RNA of Alligator mississippiensis (American alligator), 993 nucleotides long. It is a transcript of the gene SRA1, whose product is annotated as steroid receptor RNA activator 1. Lineage: Eukaryota; Metazoa; Chordata; Crocodylia; Alligatoridae. The transcript has 5 exons. The record is from RefSeq and is a predicted model, not a curated record. Gene Ontology annotation, cellular component: nucleus. Bases 74 to 757 code for a protein of 227 amino acids. Gene Ontology annotation, biological process: regulation of transcription by RNA polymerase II.